This is a messenger RNA of Saccostrea echinata, 981 nucleotides long. RefSeq lists its product as uncharacterized. Bases 1 to 981 code for a protein of 326 amino acids. The transcript has 2 exons. NCBI's taxonomy places the organism in Eukaryota, Metazoa, Mollusca, Bivalvia, Ostreida, Ostreidae. The record is from RefSeq and is a predicted model, not a curated record.
AUGCUAAAUGCCAUAAAAAAUGGUUACUCAGAAAUUAAAGGGAGAUAUGUCGCAUCUGCCUACAGAGCAAGGAUCUCCUACCAACGUAAGCAGCUUGGAUGUAAGCCAACCGCCCCAUCUAACAAUGUUGUAGCAACAGUCCAUCAAGGAGAGCCUAGUCAACAGGGUACAAGCAGUGCAGCAACCCUGCCAAGUCAACCCUUGACAAACAGUACCCAAGGUAAUGUUUUAAAUACAACGGGUCCAUUACAUUCAGGUCGUCCCUUAGGACAAAGCAUUGACAAGAAAUUGAAAGCUAAAAUUUGGGCGGAAGAAUACAUCCAACUUGGUGCUCUCCUGUUCAAGAAUCCAUAUUCAAAAUUACAAGCAGUGCAAGGUGCAAACAAUGAAAUAACUUUUCAGCACAAAGAGCAAAAGUUUUAUUUGAAAUAUUUCACUCAGUGGAUAAAUGCAUUCCACAUUUUUGUGUCAAUUUAUUGUGAGAAAUUUCCUAACCAGUCUUCCAACAUGAUGAAGUACAUGGCAAUUGUACAAAAAUUAAAUGCAGAUGUUGGGGAAAAGGCAGCUCUGUAUUAUGAUGAGCAAUUUCGACUGUGGAGAGCGGAUAGCCCAAGUCUUAUGCCCUGGCAGCUUAUCAACCAGGAACUUCAUUCUGAGGCACUACAGAUUGGCUUAAAAACCAAAAUUCAGACUUGGGAGAAAUCAUCAAAAACUAACAGCUCCUAUACUCAGCAGUCAGGAAACAAACAGCAGCCCUUUCGUGCCAGAUCACAGGAAAAAGGUCCGUGCUUUAGUUUCAACAACAACGCAGGGAAGUGCCUCAGAACAAACUGUGACUUUCCCCAUAUUUGCCUUAGGUGCCAAGGACAACACCACAAAAGAAUCUGUACCCUCUCAAGUGAAAUCCAGCCAAGCCCAGUUAGAUCCUUGCCAGCAAGUGGGAACAAAAUCAGUCAGACCGCAACAAAGGCUAAGAAAUAA